AUGAGGGCCGUAUACAUGAUAUCGGUGUUGUCUGUGUUUAUUCUGGUGAUCUUCGUCAAUGCAGCCGACGAGGAACAGAAAGAAAAAGUACUCGAGCCAGAGGAACUUGAAUAUGCAAAAGGAUCGGUGUGCAGUUAUUGUGAAUACUGCCAGUUUUGUAAGCUCUGUGAUUCCGACUGUCCGUGUGAAACCAGUCCUUCUAAACCCAACUGUAAAAUGUGCAAGUACUGCAAAUUCUGCUAUCUUUGUUCCGCUGUCUGUGAUACAGUUUGUCAACCAGGUGGUGUGCUAGACACUGUUUCCUCAGCUAUAGUAAGUGCUCUGCCCAUUCACAACAAAGAGGAGAUAGACAAGGAUUUGGACUCUGUGUCAGACUGGAUAGCUAAGGAGAAGAGAGAUGAGUUGUAACCAUGUUGUCGUCUAGGAAACCAUACCUUCACUGUGUUUAGAGUGCAAACUUUCACCUCAGUGUUCACCUGACCUUUGACCUGUGAUCUUUGACCCAGAAUGAAUAUUGAUUGGUCAAGGCAAUUAAUGUUUCAUGUAUGAUAUUGAUUAUGAUUAAUAGGUAUCACAAACAUGGUGAAAAAUUGUUGAAAACGUAGAGGUAAUAUUCACGUUUGUAAUUGUAUACGGAGGUACUUUUAACAGACAGGUAAACUUUGUUUAUAUUACAUUCUAGCAUACAGAAGAAUGGAGAUUUAAAUUUUUUCAUUAAUUCUGAAUUUUGCCAUUAUAAUUGCCAUUACAAUAGAGCUGUUCAUUACAACCCUUAGGUGUUGUGAGCAUGAUGACUUUAUGUUACAUGUUUACCAAACAAACAAUUCUAAAUUUGUUUCUGUUAAAGCAAGUUGUAAGGAUUCUGAUAUAAUUUGUUGAUGUCAUGAGAAUGACAUACAAAACAAAUAAAUAAUAAUAAAAAAAGAACAAAGAUAUGAAAGAAAACAAGUGUUGAUUUCAAUCACAACAAAACAAUUUAUUCCUGAUAUUGGAAAAGCUAUUGGACACCAGAACAAAAACAUGAUUUGUACGAAGUGAUGAAUGCUCAAGUUAUACAGGUUGUUGAUGAGGCUGUAUAUAACACCAGGUAAAAUAUACAGGCCUUGUGGACCACUUUUGUCAACACUUUUGGUGAAACAUACAGGCCUUGUGGACCACUUUUGUUAACAUUUCAAGUAAGGCAUAGAGUUCGUGGACCACUUUUGUUAACACUUUGGGUGAAACAUACAGGCCUUGUGGACCACUUUUGUUAACACUUUGGGUGAAAUAUACAGGCCUCCUGGACCACUUCCCUUAGCACAGAAUCAUUCAGUGUAAAAAACAAGGUGUAUCAGUACUACUGUUGUUUUAUCGUAUAUGUCUGUGUCAUGAUGUUCAUAGUUUUACACAAAAUAUUUAACUGAAUUUCAUGUUGUGCAGUGUAAACUGGUAGAGAACUGCAAUAUUUUUCCUAGUCGUCUUCAUAAUUCGUCAGAUUUUUUUAUUUCAUCUUUCAAUAAGAAUUUAUCAAAUAAACAAAUUAGGAGGAGUUGAGGAGCCUUCACUUUAAAUCUAUAGUGUCAACAAUAAGAUGUAAAAUACGUUUGCUUAUACCAGAAAAAGGUUAAUGACUAGAGGUGUCAUUCGGUGUGGAAUUGGAUCUGGUUAGAUCACGCGAGCUUCCUUUGAGGAAAAAAAGAUUAAAAAAAAUUAUCAUUAAAUUAUAGUAAUUAAUCUUUUCAUGGCCUAACCCAUGAAAAAACACUUGAUCAUUAUUUCUGUGCAACUGUAGAGAAUUGAAGAGUAGCUGUGUGCAUGUAUAGAUCAGUUGUGUGAAUAUUGUGUAAAUUAAUGCGUGUGUAUUAAUCAGGAAUUUGAUUUCUUUUUUUGUGAGUUUGCCUCUUUUGUUUCCCCGAGUAUUUUAUACAAACACUUUACAUUUCAUCAUUUUUUUUAUUUACAUUCAUAAUUUCAUUCAAGAUUGGUGAUAGAGGGUUUGUAACAAAAUAUACUGUGACUGUUGCGUUCACAUCAACUGAACUGUUUAUUGAGAUAAAUCGGAUUCAGAUGCAAAUCAUUAUAUAUCUAUAGUAUACAAAAUGAUUUGGAAAAUAUUCGGAUUGAUUUAACAAAUAUGCUUUUAUUUCAAUACUAACCAAUAAUUUAUAUCGGAUAAAUAUUAUAAUACACCUAUAAAAUAAAUAACACUUAUCUUAGGUUGCUUUUACAUAAGCGGUUGAAGCAGUAGGACCAGUGAAUCUGCAAGAGAAACACCAGGCGUACAGCAAAGCCAUGUACUUACAUAUAUCUAGAUAUGUUAUAUUACGCUAGAAUGGAAGAUAUUUCAUCAUCAGUUCAUAGGUUUUAAGUUUUUGAUAGGAUUUUCAAAACUGAAUUUUGAGCUUUACACCAACAUUUAAAGCAUUGUUUAUGUAAUUCCAGACCACCUGAUCCAUUUCAAACAGGUGAAAGGUGUUUUUUCUUUUUUUUUUUUUUAAAAAAACUUCCAUAAAAUAAAUGUGUGUGAACAAAGGCUGAAGAUGAACAAAUGUGAUUUUGUGUAGCAUUAUACAUGUAGAUAAUUUGUGGACAGACACUUUGGCAUAAAAUACUGAAUUCCCAAUUUAUGCAAAAUGUAAGUUAGUAAUUGAAUUUUACAUACAACCUGGUCAAUCAAGGAUUUAUUCUUUUACCAAUCCAUAUACCAGUCCCUGUUGAGUUUUGGUACCAUAUAUGUUUCAAGACACAAUUUAGUUGCAGAUAAAGUUUUUCUAUCAAUUUUUUUUUAAAAAAAAUUAGGUUUUAAAUCUAAUUUCAAUAUGGGAUCAUCAAUGAGCAUAAAAAAUUUCAACAAAUGAAAUAUUUACCAUACAGCAUUGAUAGUUUGUACAAUUAUGUCUGAUUAAGUGUUUUACAUAUAAGGUUUAUGUCUUGUAUAAGAAUUCUUUGACCCUGUGAAAAAAGACCACAACAUUCCAUUGUUUCCACAUCAAUACCAUCUGAAAGCCAUCACUUUAUUUGAUGCAUGUAUUUUACAUAUCUUUGUUUUGUUUUUCACAUAAAUUGUAAAACAAAUUUACAUAAAAUAAAGAUUUUUUUCUUUCAAACCCUUCAUCAGUGAAA
This is a messenger RNA of Ylistrum balloti, 3102 nucleotides long. RefSeq names its product sarcoplasmic reticulum histidine-rich calcium-binding protein-like. The record is from RefSeq and is a predicted model, not a curated record. Lineage: Eukaryota; Metazoa; Mollusca; Bivalvia; Pectinida; Pectinidae. The coding region runs from base 1 to 408 and encodes 135 amino acids. Gene Ontology annotation, molecular function: calcium ion binding. The transcript is spliced from 5 exons.